Messenger RNA from Pelobates cultripes (western spadefoot toad), 603 nucleotides. The record is from the annotation of a GenBank genome assembly. Lineage: Eukaryota; Metazoa; Chordata; Amphibia; Anura; Pelobatidae.
AUGACAGACCUCCUAGAACAAGUGGUGCAUCCAGACUAUUCAUCAGAAGACGUGAACAAUGUCUUUUCUAAUAAACCUUUGGGAAAUUUACAGAAUGAACCCAAGGAUAUCAAUCAGGCUUUUUUUUCAAUACAAAAGCUAUACCAAACACAAUUAAGGGGAUUCUGGGAGUUAGCCAGCUUAAGACACUAUAUCGAACAAAAAUUGGUACCCAGAGGCCUUAGACCUGACAUUCUGCUACCUGACAAAGUUAAGACUGAUGAACAGCUAGCAGAAUGGAACUCUAUCCUUUUAGAUUGUUCGGCCAAAAUUAUGCAGUUUUUAAUCCAAUUGGAACAACAACAUUUGGAUAAAACCAAUGGGGAAUUAGAUGUUGAAAUCAAGAACAUCAGGGUUUUUGAUAAAGAACCUAGUUUUCCAGCCAUGGAGAGCAAGCUGAGUAAGAACUUAGACAAUUUUAAAAGAAGUAUUAGACAGAAGAAACAUUACAAAUUUCAAAGGGAUUUUAGGGAUUUUCAGGAAGGAAAUAUCUUUAGAAAUAAGAACAAAAGGAGAUUUAAUGCCAACAAAGCAUACAAUAAAGGUUUUUCCUUUAUGAGAUGA